CAGAUUAGGCGCCUCUGUGUGGGGCCCAACACAGCCGGCAUCACAGGAGACAUUGCCAGUCACGUAGAAGCAGCGACGGAGACAGCACCACCCCUCCAAGGUCCUCCGUAGUUCCUAUCCUCCGGCUCUCAGACACCGUGUACGAACAUACUUGAAAAUGGCAGAUGAAGGAGGCGUCCAGGAACAUCCAGUGACGGACGAGAUUGUCCAGAAGGCCGUGAGGGCCGCCAGGGGCCCCGACGCCCAGCUGGUGUCCUGGAAGAUCAAGGACUUCACCAACAAGGGCGACAACUACGCCUGCCUGGUGACCAGCGUGGUGGUGCAGUACACCUUGGGAGACCUCCAGAAGGAGACCACCUUCGUCGCCAAGAUGAUGCGGACUCAGAACAGUGGGGGGUUUAGUGACAUGGUGCGUAAGAGCUUUAAGCGAGAGGACGCCUGUCUUGCUGAAAUUGUGCCUAGGAUGAACAAAAUAUUGAAGGAGUUGGGCCUUCGUGAAAUUGGAAUUGCUAAGACUUACUACACUUCUUGCGAGACGGGGAAGGAGCUCCUACUGUUGGAGGAUCUACGGACCCGGGGCUUCAAGAUGUUUGACAGGCGUCGAGGCAUGGACAUCCCACACGCUCGCCUGGUGCUGACGGAACUUGGAAUGCUGCAUGCUGCUUCCUUGUUGUUGGAGAGAAUCCUUCCAGAGCAUGACAUUACGAAAGCUUGGCAGGUUUUUGAAGAUGAUUGGAUGAAUGAUGGUGAAGCAAAAAAAAUGUUUGGGGCCAUGUCAAGAAAUCAACUGGAAGGAGCAGCAUUAAUCAUGGAGAAGGUCCCCAACUACGGACACGUGGUAGACUGGAUUAAUAAAAUUAAGGAGACUUCAGUGGACAUUUUUAUGAACAGUUUCGCCACCAGCUCCGACUUCGGGGUUCUUAUCCACGGGGACUGCUGGAACAACAACUUGCUCUUCAGGUACGACGCCGCCGGAGACCCCGUGGAGGUGAUGCUGGUCGACCUGCAGAUCAUGCGUCGGGCCUCUCCCGCCGUCGACCUCAACUACUUCUUAUACUCCAGCUUUAACGGCCCCGACCGCACUCCCAACUUGGAGACGUACCUGAAGAUCUACCACACCUCCUUCAGCAGCGUGCUGGAGGCUGGCGGCGCUGCCGUGCCCUACACGCUAGAGGAGCUUCGGGAGGAGUUCCGGCGCCGCAUGCUGUUUGGGUGCAUCACGGGGAUGUUCCUCAUACCCAUCGUGCUGAGCGAGGCGGAAGAUGUGCCGGACUUGGAUGCAAUGACGGAUGGCAACAUGGAAGAGUUCGCUAAAGAACGUCAAGAGGUCGUCCUUAAAAUGAGCAUGAGGGACGAUGGGCUCCUCAAGCAUAGGUUUCUAGACAUGUUUGAUGACAUGCUCGAAGCGGGAAUUAUAUCAUAGUUUACCAUAUCAUGUUCCGGAAGAAAAUGUUAGCAUCAGAAUAACACUAUUUAUUUAGCUCACGUCAAUUAUAAUAAAUUUCAUAAAAGUUACAUUCAUUAAA
Molecule: messenger RNA, 1526 nt
Organism: Procambarus clarkii (red swamp crayfish)
Lineage: Eukaryota; Metazoa; Arthropoda; Malacostraca; Decapoda; Cambaridae
Source: RefSeq, a predicted model, not a curated record